Cynoglossus semilaevis (tongue sole) is the source of this 1332-nucleotide messenger RNA. It is a transcript of the gene dnase1l1, whose product is annotated as deoxyribonuclease I-like 1. Gene Ontology annotation, biological process: DNA catabolic process. Lineage: Eukaryota; Metazoa; Chordata; Actinopteri; Pleuronectiformes; Cynoglossidae. The coding region runs from base 159 to 1130 and encodes 323 amino acids. The transcript is spliced from 9 exons. Gene Ontology annotation, molecular function: deoxyribonuclease I activity; DNA binding. Gene Ontology annotation, cellular component: nucleus. The record is from RefSeq and is a predicted model, not a curated record.
AGCCUGCAGCUAAGAGAUUCAGAAGCUCCUCCCACAGGAAGUAGAUUGUAUUAACCAGCUUCAGGUUUCAGAAGGGAAGAAAAUAGAGAAGCUGUGACAAAGACAGACACAAACGCUGGAGUUUAAGAAGUAACCAUUUGAGUUCCAACGUCUGUGCCAUGAGGUUGUCCUUCCUCCUCCUCCUGCUCCUCUUCCUCGUCGGAGUGAACGAUGUUGAAGGGGCGUCAGAGUUUAGAGUGUGUGCCUUCAACCUCCAUCACUUUGGUGAAUCCAAGACUAGAAAAGAUGCUGUGAUGCUCACGCUGUCAAAGAUCAUCACUCGCUGUGACGUCUCCUUGCUUCAAGAAGUGAGAGACAGCAAAGAGGUAGCUUUGCCGCUGCUCAUGUCCCAAAUCAACAGAUUUGACACCCGUCAUCAGUACCAGGCUUUAGUCAGUGAGAGACUGGGCAGAUCUGAAACAUACAAGGAGCAGUAUGUCUUCGUUUACAGAACGGACACAGUGACAGUCACUGGGAAGUACCAGUAUCCAGACACCCGACCAGGAAACGUUGACGUCUUCUCCAGAGAACCUUUUGUUGUCCGCUUCAAAGCCUUAACAACAACUGUAAAGGAGUUUGUCCUGAUACCCCAGCACACAACUCCAGCCAACACCACUAAAGAGCUGGAUGCGCUGUACGACGUAUUGCAACAUGUGAAGAAGAUGUGGAAAACUGAGAAUGUGAUGCUUCUGGGGGACUUCAACGCUGACUGUGGCUACCUGGCUAAGAAGAACAGGAAGAAUGUUCGCCUGAUCACAGACCAGAGGCUCUAUUGGCUCAUCGAAGAUAAAACAGACACCACAGUGCGAUCAUCCACCUCCUGCACUUACGACAGGAUCGUUGUGAACGGGGAAGCAUUUGCUAGAGAGAUUGUGCCGAUGUCGGCCAGACCAUUUAAUUUCCAAAGAGAGUAUAGACUCACAGAGGAUGAGGCGCUGGACGUCAGCGACCAUUACCCAGUGGAGGUUUUGCUGAAGGUUGUUAGAUCAAAGUUCUUCAAUAAUGGUGCCAGAGGUUCCACACAGGAAUCUCAGUUGCAACUUUUUUCUUUGUUUGUUUGCAUGUGUUUUGUUUUGCAGGUUUUCAGAUAGCAUUUCACAUUAUAUAUGCACUAUCUCUACAAUAUACUGAGAACAGAUGACCUCAUGGACUCAUGGAAACAGGAUUCACCACUGCACACGUGCCAAACACCAAUCACUGUGAAAUCACUGUCGACAGAAAAGGCACAUUAAAUAUUAAGCUUUAAGUGAACAAAAGUGCAGGAUUGAGAAGCAGCUUUCAUUUAAAAGAAAA